Hypanus sabinus (Atlantic stingray) is the source of this 3528-nucleotide messenger RNA. RefSeq names its product STAM binding protein-like 1 (gene stambpl1). The record is from RefSeq and is a predicted model, not a curated record. The coding region runs from base 906 to 2450 and encodes 514 amino acids. The transcript has 11 exons. Lineage: Eukaryota; Metazoa; Chordata; Chondrichthyes; Myliobatiformes; Dasyatidae. Gene Ontology annotation, cellular component: endosome; membrane. Gene Ontology annotation, molecular function: protein binding; metal-dependent deubiquitinase activity; K63-linked deubiquitinase activity. Gene Ontology annotation, biological process: protein K63-linked deubiquitination.
GGAAGGGGAAGGGGGAAUGGAGCUGCCGGUGCGGCUCUCGAAGAAUCUGAACGGGACGGUCGCUGAAUAACCCGGCCCGUAUCGGCCCCGCCGGGCAGAUGCCAACCUCGUGCCCGCAGUCCGUCCACGUUUGUUCGAAGAGAACAGUGCCAGGUGGCGGGAUGAGUGGCAGAUCGCAGUUUGCACGUUUACUUGCGGUGUAGUAUGAUACCGUUCAACCGCAACAAGCAGUUAACAAAUAAAAGCCAAAACAGUUCCACAGCUGGCCAGGAAACGCCGGGAACGCUUGGUUUUGAUUCAGUGAUACAGCAAACUCAUGCUGUGUGGCAGUUUUAACCUGCGGCAAUUUUGUUUGUUUCUGUGCACAGAGGAAAUAGCCUACAUUUAUUUCAAGGCGUAGCUACAGCCAGCGAGCAGAAAAAUCAACUCCAAGCAAAGAAUCUUUUGUUGAUGUCGUUUUCGUAUCGAUUGGGUUACCGCAUUCAGUGACGCGAACUGUGAUUGCGCUAAGUCCGUGCAUUUUCAAUAGAUUUACAAAAAUAUGCACUAUCUUAUUGGGAUGGUUAGAUGCAUUCGGUCACUCAACCUCCCGUGUCAGCACUUGGUUACACAUCGUAGGUAUUGGUGUUACAUUGGGUAGGCGAGAUCAAUAACAAAAGAAUUAGAGGCGCUAGGUGCGUCACGUGACUUCCAGCAGGAAACUAUUGUGAGUUUUGUAUCUCAAAUGUUCUGGACUGGAUGUUUAGCCAGCAGUCAGCGUGUGUUACACCGACACUCUAGCAACAUUCCUCUAAACUGGUUUUAAUCUUCGUCCCGAGGCGUGAGCGCAUUAAAGGAGCAGCAAGCUCUCAAAUAGUAAGUGUCUUGCGUGCGAUGACCUUUGCUUUCGAACAGGAGCGGCAAGCAUGCGUCGCCCUUCCGUUUGUUUGCCGAGGGAGAGCUGUGAUGUGCUGCUGAUUGUUAGAUUACCGGGCGAGGAAAGUCGAUUGCGCUCCGCGCUGUACCUUAAGCCGACUCCACGCAGGGAGAAGCAGCGUGCGGAUUUCAAACUCUUGAUGCUCGUUUUGUUUCUGCAAUGUGAGGUGAGGAAUCGAAACAUAAGAGGGAGCUCAGAACCUAAUUCACGUGCAGAUAUGGAGUUUGAUCAGCCUUUUACAUUCAUCUCUCUGAAAAAGCUGUCUGUUGCCCCCAGCCACAUGGAUGUUACCCUAACUCCACAAGAGCGAGUGAGGGCCCUCACCAAAAUGGGAUGUAAUGUAGAGAUCAGUGAGGUCAUUACCCCGCGUCGCUACUUCAGAUCUGGAGUGGAGAUGGUCCAAAUGGCAUCAGUCUACUUGGAAGAAGGAAAUCUUGAAAACGCCUUUGUCCUUUAUAACAAGUUUAUAACUUUGUUUGUCGAAAAAUUGCCAAAGCAUCGGGAUUACCAAUCAUGUGCAAUUCCAGAAAAGCAGGAUAUUCUGAAAAAAUUAAAGGAGGUUGCAUUUCCAAGGGCUGAGGAGUUGAAGGCACAGCUUAUUGCCAAAUAUGAUGCUGAAUACAAAGAAUUUAUAACUGCUCAGAACAAAUCUAGAGAGGCUAAAUUGGAAAAGGAGCAGCAAAGUAAGUUGUUUGAGGAGGAGAAAAUGCGCGUUGCUCGGAUUCGUCAGCAGCAGUUGGAGGUGCAGCAGUUCCGUAUCUUUGAAGAGCAGCUUAAGAAGCAGGACCUGGUGAAGGAAAAGCAGAAAGAGAUAAAGUCACACAUGACGGAACGGAGCGAUGGAGGGAUGUUGACAUGCACCGCUGCUGCCUAUGGAAGUUCUGAACCUUCCCUUCUUCCCCCGAUGGGAGCUAAUGCUGCCGGACAGAUGCCAGGUGAUGCCCAGCCAGGAUGGUGCCCUCCUGUGGACAGGUCCCUCAAGCCACAGAGCACCCCGAGUAAGCAAAAUGUCGAUGGGCUUCAGCAUGUGGUUCUACCAAAGAAUCUUUGCCAACAGUUUUUGAUGCAGGCUGAUUCAAAUACAGCGCGAGGAAUAGAAACCUGUGGUAUUCUUUGUGGGAAACUGACGCAUGACGAGUUUAUGGUUACACAUGUGAUAAUACCUAAGCAAUCAGGGGGACCGGAUUACUGUGACACAGAGAAUGAAGAGGAACUAUUUACUAUUCAGAAUAAACAUGGCCUUAUCACUCUGGGUUGGAUCCACACCCAUCCAACACAGACUGCAUUUCUUUCAAGUGUGGAUCUUCAUACUCAUUGCUCCUAUCAGCUGAUGUUGCCGGAGUCCAUUGCAAUUGUUUGUGCUCCCAAACACAAUGAGACUGCAGCCUUCCGCCUUACUCCUGCAGGGAUGCUGGAAAUUUCCUCCUGCCGAAAGAAAGGGUUUCAUCCACAUUCUAAAGAGCCAGCUCUAUACCAAACUUGCAAACACAUCAUUAUAAAAGAUAUGAAUAUAAUCAUCUUGGACAUGAGGUGAUAACGUGAGACUACCACAGACAUGAAAUCGGAAUAAGUUAUUUCUAUCGUAAGGACACAAAUGUUACUUUCAAAUUUCAAUGGCCAAUUUUGGCCAACUGGAUUAUUUAAAGCCUUUUUGUAUAUUCAUGUUACAAAAAAUGUAUACCAAUGAUUAAUAUUUUUGAAAUGCACCAAAUAUUUCACAGGUAUAAUGUGAGAUGACAAAUGCUAGUUAUCCUCAAGAGCGUUUCUAAAGUUGAACUUGGACUUCAACUAGAAACCAAUAAAUAUGAAUUUCUUUGGUACAUGCAUUUUUCUUAAUUUUUUUUGAGUUUGGAACUAUGGCCUAUAAUGAAAAUAGACUUAAAAAGGGGAAACGAUUCUAUAUUACAAUGUGUAAAACUCCUGUUGGAGUUAACAUUACUCCAUUGAUUUUUAUGAUGCAGAUUUGCUGGCCACCAGCGACGUCAGUAUUUCCAGUUGGACAUUCCCAGGCAUUGUUUACAUGGAUGUUGGACACCAUUAAGAGAACAGGCCACAACUGAAUUCAGAAAUCUACUGGACUGCUUUAAACAAGCAUCUUGUACAACAGUUUCUGAAACCAUUUUCUUUAAUAGCAAUAUAUUCAAGACAAUUGUAUCCCCAAAUGAUGUAAAAGCAGAACACAUCUUAGUGAAAAGAAAUACAGGAAAAUGUGGAUGGGUUAUAAGGGUAGCAAUGGGAGACCUUUUAAUCUGAAGUCAAAAGCUUCAAAGUAAUUUUAAAAUGAAACUAGUGCCACUGAACCAUUGACAUUUUGAAAUAAAUAAACCAAGGUGCAGGUUUAAAUUUUAUCUGGUAUUCUUGCUCUGUUUAUGUCAAAGUAGUUAGACAUUAACUAAAUAAAUAGGUAUCAAAUAUAUUUCAGGAAACGAGUCAAUUUGUGAAAAUACUGGCGGCACAUUCUGACUUUAUUUAAAAAACUCCCAUUUGUUCAGUUAAAGCUACAGGUAAUGUUUGGUGACAGAGCAAUGGAAUGAAAACAGACAAAUGUUUCUCUUGUUGCACCUUCACAGUUUUUUUGUUGCAACAAGGUACGGAAGAGGGAAAAAGAGAGG